AUGGCAAGUGGGUGCUGGCUGUGUGGCCCGCGGAACCAGCGCAGCCUUCUUCCGUGCCUGGGCCAUGAACCACGGGUCCGGGCAGAUAUCCAGGGCGUCUUCUCAGGCCUCUGGGCUGGGCGUUACAGCGCAUAUCCAUCCCCUGUGGCCACCCGACCGGUGCAGUCUGCAGGUACUUGCCACGUCACGUCCAGAUCCUUCGACCUCACCACCUGGCUGGUCCUCCGAUCCUAG
Molecule: messenger RNA, 234 nt
Organism: Geosmithia morbida
Lineage: Eukaryota; Fungi; Ascomycota; Sordariomycetes; Hypocreales; Bionectriaceae
Exons: 3
Coding region: 1-234 (77 amino acids)
Source: RefSeq, a predicted model, not a curated record